AUGCCGGUCAUGAACCGUCUUCUUGAGUGCGGUCACAGAUCUAACGUGAAAACCGCAGGAGUCAACCCCGGGGACAGAGGGGAUCCAAUCAACCGGCCUCCAAGUAGCUGGAUUACAGGACUACGCCCCGAGGCCCGGAAAAUAGAGCUAUGGAUGGGUGCAAAGUCGACGUCGCUGUCCGCUGGAGGCGCUGCUAGUUUUUGUCGCAUUAGGGCGCUCCUACACUGGAGCCGGUCCGCUCAGUCAGAAAUACUAUCGAAUGGACCUGUUGAAACAUAUGACUACAUACUGUCCCACAUCAAGGGAGAUUUACAGAAAUGGUCCAACUUUAGAACUUGUAUAGAACCUGCCGAAAAGCUAUCGAUUCUCUUGAGGUAUCUAUCAACAGGCAUGUCCUUUGAAGCAUUGAGCGAAACAUUUCGCAUGAGCAACUACACCGUCGGAAAAAUAGUCGAGGAAGUUUGUGAUUGCAUGUGGGAACAGCUUGCCCCAGUCCACUUACCAGUGCCUAAUAAACAAAGAUUUCUUGAAAUUGCAGCAGAAUUUAAGGAGAAAUGGAACUUUCCCAACUGUGUAGGUUGUAUAGACGGAAAACACGUGAGAAUAAAAUCUCCUGGGAAAAGCGGUACAAUGUUUUUGAACUAUAAGAAAUUUUUUUCAGUUAACCUUCAUGCAGUAGCCGACGCCAAGUGUAAAUUCAUAUUCAUAGAUGUUGGAGCGUACGGAAAGCAAAGCGACGGGGGAGUUUUCGAAGCAUCACCAAUAUCCAAGUUUUUUGAAAAUUUCUCAGAACAUUUGCCUGCUCCCUCACCGAUAGAUACCAGCAGUGAAACACUCAUUCCAUAUGUUCUGGUAGGCGACGAUGCCUAUCCAUUAAAAUCAUACAUAAUGAAGCCAUUCGCCAACGAAAUUUGA
Messenger RNA from Homalodisca vitripennis (glassy-winged sharpshooter), 915 nucleotides. RefSeq lists its product as uncharacterized. The coding region runs from base 1 to 915 and encodes 304 amino acids. Lineage: Eukaryota; Metazoa; Arthropoda; Insecta; Hemiptera; Cicadellidae. The record is from RefSeq and is a predicted model, not a curated record. The transcript is spliced from 4 exons.